GACUCAGCCGGUGGUCGGAAACGGUUAUGCCAUUCCACGGAUCACUGGCCGGCUACCGCAUCCAACUAGACGUGCCCAUCGAUCCGAAGUCGUACACCGUAAACUGUAUCUGCUGGCGCCUUCUAGAACCCGUCGCCACACUCAGAGCAAAUCUACAAGACGUACUGCCGCGCCUCUGCGGGUACCAUAAACUCUUCAUCGAACUCCGGAUCAACUCGCCUAUCUCCCGCGAACCGUGCGACUGUCGAGACAACAGCCAACGGAACUUUUGCCCGAACUGUGGAUUUUGUCACCGCUGUGGCAGCGAUCUGUGUACCGUUUCAACAAGCAGAUUCCACUCGUGCAGCUGCCCAUCGUGCCUGGAGCGCUGCUGCCGCCUUGAAGGCGCCAACCCGGAUCAAGUCAAGACCACCCAACUGAAGCACCUUCUGCUUCGCAAACGUCAGCUGCCGCUGCGCAAACGCUGCUCCCAGGCCGCACAGCAGACCGAGUCGCAGAGCCUGGAGGAGCUGCCACCCCUCCGUGGUCUAACACCACCGCCCUCCGCGAACUCCGACAAUCACGCGCCCGCCGCUUGCGCGGACACCGCCGGACAGCUUCAGGUGCAACUCCCAGACUCGCUCAACCGUGAAUCAGACGAGUGGUAGUGCAGUGUGGCAGUGUGUGUGUGCAGUGUGCACCCCUCUCCAACGACCGGACAAACUCAAACAGACAUGGCCGUCACAACGAUGCUGUGCGGAUGGCUGCUGCUGCUCAUGGUAACAAAUACGCCUAACAUAGCUCAUUGCUCCGCUCCCCCCACUGACCCCGGACAUCUUUUCAUCCCCCUAGGGAAAACUUACCCAAGUUAUAGCUCGUGGGCAAUAACUUUAUCGAUCAGCAUGAAACCUUAUCGCAAAGAUGUCCGCAGAAUCAAUGAUGCUACGAACGAGCUCUCCCGCACUGCGAGGACACUGCUCGCCAACCACUCGCCGCCCACCAACGCUACCGCUGCCGACCCCGCUCAUGCUUCUCUAACUGUAUCACUCAAACAUCUGUCACACUCCAUUGAUCAGCUGCAAACAGAGGAGAACCAUCUCGUCGACACAUUUCGUGACCUGCUGUCCAUUCCUGAGGCACGGAGCUCUGCACGCUCGGCCAACAUUGUUCGCCGAACUGGCCGCUCCAAGCGUGUCAAGCGAGGACUCAUUGAUGGCAUCGGAAGCGUAAUGUCGUCUCUGUUUGGAACUGCCACUGAAAGUGAAAUCAAACACUUGGAUCGUAACGUACAGCUUAUCAAUACCAAAGAAGUCGCCAUGGCACAUGCAUUUAAUGGUACGCUUAAUGUUAUUAACUCUACCAGGGUCGCCACUACACAAAAUAGGAAAGCGCUACGUACACUGCAAACGGCGAUGAGCUCGAUGAGCACAUCGCAUUUGAAGCUGAUCAGGGCCGCCGACAAUGCAGAGGCACUCAUCACCGUAUCACUUCGCGUAGCCGACCUUGCAGAGAAUGUCAGACAAGUUACUAGAAGUCUCAAUCAUCUUUAUACUUCGUUGGUAUCGCUCUCUAGCAAACUCGCUCUAGCCCAAGUAGGAAUCCUACACGCUGACCUCAUUCAAUCACGUGACCUCAACCGUGUCCUUCGUAAGGUGAGCAAAAGCCUUCCGGCACAUUUUGCGCUGCCUUUUCCGCCUUCGGCUACUCGCGACUACGUUCGCAUUGUCAAAACCAAGCUCAUCCCAGUCGAUGAUGCUUUUCACGUCCUCUUCUACAUUCCACUGCUCCACACGCUUCACGCGUUUGACGUUUAUCGCUUCUUCCCCUAUCAGGUCCCGCUUCACAGCCAUAACAUUUCCCUUCUCUAUGUUCCCAACGAACCCCGCUACCUGGUUGUGUCAGAGAACAGACAGCAAUACAUCCAGCCCGUCGACUCUGAGAUCGAAGCUUGCCUUCUGAUCAAGCAACCGUUCUGCCCCCUUCACGAACCCGCUUACUCCACGGCAAACGCGGAUUCGUGCGUAGUAGCCCUUUUCCGCCAGGACGAGCUAUCCAUUUCUCGUCUCUGUGCUCCGAUCGUCCGACCUACAAACGACGCUCCUAAAGCUCAUUACCUAUCCCGAGGUACUUGGCUACUUGUCUCUCGUCCGCCGCUGUCUAUCACUGUCGUCUGCCCAUACAAUAGCACCACUAUAUCUAUUACAAAGUCGGUACACCUUCUGACGUUGCCCAUGGAAUGCUCUGCCUCCAGCGACUCUCUCUAUCUCCCUCCCUACUAUGCCAGCGAAACACACCUGGACUUCCCUGAUUUCAACGAUGCCUUUACAAUCUCUAAUGAUUCCUCUUCAAUUCCAAUCUGGCGAUCGCACUGGACCUCCGCUAUCCCUAUUGCCGCACAAUCCAAUUCCUCACUCAUACCCACGCUUCAUGUUGACGGUAUGCCAGCCGAUGACUACUUCAACCGCGUAGAAGCCUUACCACUCGAACAGGUAAUCGAUGAUACGCCAUCUGCAUUUUCAUACACCUGGCUACUCAUUAUCAUCAUCAGUGUACUUGCCACCUGCUGCAUGUGCUUCUGCAUCAAACAUUGCUUUCCCCGCUCCCUCGCUAACUACCGUCUACCGCGCUUUGUGCCCGCUUCCGCUGUCAGAGACAUCCGAGAGCCAGCCAUCGAGAUGGACGAGUGCCGUCACGCACUCAACCCGCCAGCCGCUCCUCCGGGCAGUCUGCAAAGCAUCCCGGAGGAAACUGCAGUGGACGCAACGGCGUCAACCAGUGAAACCCUGGCCGCAACGGAGCUGCCGCGACAUGCCCCGUUUGCUCGCCGACCAGUGGUGUCCCCCCGACCGUCGCCUAUCGUGUGAGGCUACCCGCGUUCCCACCCCCUAGUGCUAGUGUUUAACCAAGAGUGAACCGCCGCGUACGAACUAUCCGGGUCACAGCCUGACUCCGCGACCACCCCAAGUGCCCCAGUCGUGGCCUUGGCGUCGCCGUGCUUCUCCGCUUCAAGCCGCCGUUCGGUCGCCGCGUGACCGACAACACGGACUUCAUCGCCUGCUCCAGUACUGCAGCGAGUGCUUCGGAGCGGCGACGCGCGCCGCCUUGCGCCGCGCACCUUCGUCGCGUCCCCCUUUCGCCGCGCCCCCCCUCGCCGUGUUCCCCUCCCUCCCCCCCGUCGUAUUCUCUCGUCGCGUUGUAGUGUCUCUGCUCGUUCUGUGGCUCCCCCACCCGGUCCUUUGCCCUUCAGGCGUCGGACUCUGCUUUCCUCCUGUAAAGCUCUUGCCCUGGGUGGGGGAGGUGUGUAAGGUGUGCGCCUCUCGCCUUUGGGUAGUACAUAAUUACGCUGCCACCUAUGUACUUCGCUUCUUCAUUGUUUUUGUUAUAUUAAUCACCAGUAGUGUUACCUGCGUGGCGGCAAUAUUUAUACCCCUCUUUAUAUUACGUACAAUUAACACGAUUUACGGCAAUACUUAUACUUUCUUUAUAUUACACGAUUUCAACACUGCUGAGCGCCCGGCUCUGCACGGCAACCCGCGCCCGGCUGGCGGUGUGUCAUUUGUUAUUCAUGUCGAUCGCCGCUCAGCGCCUGAAGCCGUCUGGCAGGCGCCUGGACACUCAGCAGCCGGAGCCGGCGCUCUCUGAACAUCUCAACACACGCAUACCUAUCUAGGAACACUUUUAGCCUGCUAAAUGUCCACUAAUGGUUUUGACGUGUUUCUUGGAACUCUGCUGCGCCGGACACUUUCAGCCGCGUGACAUUAGUCACCCACGUGACAUAGAACUUCCAGAACCUACUAGAACAUUCGAGAGUCGUGACGCAGCAACGACCAAUCACAAACGUCCGAGUUACACUCGAAAAAGUCUUGAGCCAAUCGUAAGCCGCCACGCAGGGUAGAGGGCCACCGCCCCAUAGUAGGAACUAGGUUGAGGGAGUCGAGCUCUGACCACCCCUCACGGGUGCCGUUCAGAAGACCCCCGGCCGUCACUGAGAUCAGACGUGUCGUGCCUGAAUCGUGUGUGACUCCCAAUACACCGGUGCUGAAGAACUGGAGUGUGCAAGGGCUAACACCUGCCCGCCGUGCCCCAGCCCCGGGCCCGUGAACUACGGCGUGUUACAGGUGCUACUGUCUGUAUAUACAGCCUGCAGGUCCGGAGGUGGGACGGGCUGCCGCGUCGCCCAUCAGCGGCUCAGGGGCGCGCCGCCACCGGCUGUCUCCAUAACUCGGCUCUACCGGAGCCGGCCGGCACGACACGGCGCCGCCGGGG
Molecule: messenger RNA, 4245 nt
Organism: Amphibalanus amphitrite
Lineage: Eukaryota; Metazoa; Arthropoda; Thecostraca; Balanomorpha; Balanidae
Exons: 2
Coding region: 714-2843 (709 amino acids)
Source: RefSeq, a predicted model, not a curated record